Messenger RNA from Hevea brasiliensis (rubber tree), 1265 nucleotides. RefSeq names its product probable long-chain-alcohol O-fatty-acyltransferase 1. Gene Ontology annotation, biological process: lipid metabolic process. Bases 57 to 1115 code for a protein of 352 amino acids. The record is from RefSeq and is a predicted model, not a curated record. The transcript has a single exon. NCBI's taxonomy places the organism in Eukaryota, Viridiplantae, Streptophyta, Magnoliopsida, Malpighiales, Euphorbiaceae.
GGAUGAACACAUUAUGAGAGAGAGAGAGAGAGAGAGAGAGAGAGAGCAGCUAAAAGAUGGAGAUGGAGGGCGAGUUGAAGAACUUCCUCAAGGUCUGGGUUUUAGCUACUACAUGCUUAUGCUACUGUUACUAUAUAGCAGCAAGAUUACCUAAGGGUAUCUUGAGGCUCCUUUCCAUCCUCCCUAUCAUCUACAUCUUCAUCAUUCUCCCCUUCAACCUCAACUCUUUCAAUCUCUGUGGUCCUACAGCUUUCUUUCUCGUUUGGCUUGCCAACUUCAAGCUCCUCCUCUUCUCCUUGGAUCAAGGUCCCUUAUCACCCCCACCUCCCAAACUUUUCCAUUUCAUCUCCUUAGCCUGUCUUCCCAUAAAACUCAAACAAGAAACAAAUAAUAACACUAACCCAUCAAUCCAUUUCAUGCCCAGAUUACUUCUUCUGGCGAUUAAAACCAUCAUUCUUGUUCUUGUAAUUCAUAUCUAUAACUACAGGCAAUUCAUUCACCCCCAUCUCAUCUUAGCUAUCUAUUGCUUGCACAUGUACUUACAGCUAGAACUCGUCCUAGCCAUAUCAGCGACCCCCGCUCGAGCUCUUUUUGGGUUCGAGCUCGAGCCACAGUUCAACGAGCCUUACCUUGCCACAUCUCUGCAAGACUUUUGGGGUCGUAGAUGGAACCUCAUGGUCACAAGUAUUCUUCGGCCCACCGUAUACUAUCCUACACGCCAGUUUUCAAAGCGCUUAUUUGGGCCGGCAUGGUCGUCGUUGCCAGCUGUCAUAGCGACGUUUGUCGUGUCGGGUUGGAUGCACGAGGUCAUUUAUUUUUAUAUAACGCGUGUGAGUCCCACGUGGGAAGUCACGUGGUUUUUCGUCCUGCAUGGUAUUUGUGUAGCUAUAGAGGUGGCGUUAAAGAAGGCUGUUAAGGACAGUUGGCCGUUGCACCGGGCAAUUUCAGGGCCCUUGGUUGUCGUUUUUGCAGGUGUCACCGCCGUUUGGUUAUUUUUCCCUCAGCUAAUUAGAAAUAGAGUGGAUGAGCAGGUUAUAUGGGAGUGCUCCAUUCUGGUAAAUUUCAUCAAGCAUAAAUUAAGCUCUUUUUUUGUUUAUUGCUUGAGUGUAUUUUAAAUGUCCUUAUUGCCCCCUUAGACUUUACCUUUUUGAUCGAUGCUAAAGGGAUUAAAUCCUAAUCAAAUGAGGGCAUAAUUGAAAUUUUAUUUAUUGCUUCAAAAUAGGUGAAUUUACAAUUAUAACCUUAAUGAAAUUGGUUUCUUGAAA